AGCUACGGUCGGCGAGUUUUUCCAACAAACCGCGGGCAUCGCGUUGACACCGGAACAAAUCUAUCAAAUGCAAAAAUGUCUGGGUCGUCUGGAAGAGUAUACACUUGUCAUGCGGGUUUUCCAUGACCCAUGUGGUCUGGAAUGCGGGACCUAGCAUGACAGACUCUGUGAGGUCUUUGCCAUGUGUGUCCUGCAUGAGAAAGAACUUCGUCCCAACUGGGUUGACAGUGGACAGCUUUUGGUAAUCAUGCAACACAAGUUUUCGCAGGAUUCGGACUCAGCAUGACAAGUUCCAACCUUCCAGACCCAGACAUAUUUGCAGUUCAUAAAAUCGAAAAUGUCGAAAUCACGUUAAAAGACCCGAACGCAGUGUGUGUCCCGCUCAAAUGGUACAGUCUCAAACGUUACAACAGAAUAAAUGGAAAUGAUCUGUGAUGCAAGAAGUGCUGGAUCUAGCCAAGCCUACGCCCACAGGGAGAUUGCGCAUGACAAGUGUAGUUUGAGUCCCAAGCCGCGCUAGAACCUGGCGAAAUUCGUAAUGUAGAGAGUGGAACGCUCUGCGAUUCUAUCAUGCUCGUCAUGCAACACAAGUUCCAGAUGCUAUUGUAACGCUUGAGGUUGUAAUACCUGAGUAGGUUAUACGGUGCCGCCGAAUGUUGAAGUCGAAAUAACCUUCGGCGUGCGCGUGGACAGCUCCGAUGUGGAUGAAAUCAAUGCCGUAUGCAUAGCAAAUAUCCAUCUGGGUGUGGAUUUGUGAUGCGAGAGGUGAAGGACAGCAAGAUCUGUAAUGCCUGAGUACGAUUGUUACCAAUUUUGAAUAUGUCGUACAGGAAGGCAGUUUGUCAUGCGUUCUACGCUUAAUUCUGCAACAAGCCUCGCGCAACUUCUGAUGCUGUUAUGCCGUGUAAGUGGCUACUCUGCGACGUGAGUAUCAGCAACACAAUAAAUUUUUCCCAGACGUCCACGGAUAUUUGCAGUUGAUAUGCCGCGUGGGCUCCCGAUGCGGAGUUGUCCCCGACCGGGACUGAGGUGCAAGCGUUAAAUUCGGCAGUAAAGAAAGCGGUCAAUGAGGACCCGGCUAUGAGUAACCAAAUGACAGUCCCCGACACGAAUGCAGUGCCAGGAACGGUCAUCGUUACAACAACGACAACCACGACGACCACGCCAACGCUUCUCCCAAGGGGCUUCGACCUGAAAUUAGAUCUCCCAGCCGGUGCUGACGUCGCGACUGCGCUGAGUGACCCUGUGUUGAGAAGCAGUGUGGCGGCCGGUCUGGUCGAAUAUCUAAACGCGAAACAGGUCGGGGUGACGCUGACAGCUGAUCAGAUUGCGAAUUUGCAAAUCACGGAAAAGGAGGGACUCCUGGGUCAAUUCGAAGUUCAUUUUGAUGUUGAGAUUGAUCCGGCGCAUGUAUGAAGUGCAAAAGCUUAUCGUACAAGUCGGAUUUGACAAGUUCUUCAGUGUUGUGUGACAGCACGAUCUUUGUUUUUUCACCUGAAAAUUCGCAUGGCAAUUUCCAUUCCCGCAUUUGAAAAAAUGUGUUACUACGGAAAAUACUUCCUUACUUUUGCAAUGCACAUUAGUACUUCCUUACUUUUACUUUUUUACGGUGAUGCUUUUGCAAUGCACAUUAGGCUGGACAAAUCGAUUUCGCCUGGGAUCCUCAUGCGGCUUUGACCGAAGCCGCGAUGCAGAAUUUAGGAGCAGAGCUGCGGACUGCCGUUAGCAACAAUGCGGCUAACAUGAGUAUGAGUAUAUCAGUUCCCGAUACUGACGCAGUGCCAGGAACGGUCAUCGUUACAACAACCACAACCACGACGACCACGCCGACACUGCUACCCAGGGGCUUCGACCUGAAACUGCAACUUCCAGACGGUACUGACGUUGCGACUGCGCUUCGUGAUCCUGCACUGAAAAGCAGCCUGGUGGCCGGGUUGGUUGAAUUUUUGAACGGGCAGCCGGGUGGGGUAACGCUGACAGCUGACCAGAUCGAGAAUUUGCAAAUCAGGGAGAAGGAGAAUGCCCAGGGGCAAUAUGAAGUGCUUUUUGAUAUUGAAGUCGACCCUGCGGAUGUAUGCAGAGUGAAAGUUUUUUAUCGUGCUGGGGCGAGAAGUUCUGCAAUGUCGCAUGACAAGUUUUUGCUUUCUAUGUCUGAAUCUGCAUGAGAAACAAGGUCAUGGCGCGGGGACAGAGUCCCCGCGCUGCGACCUUGCGGCGAAGAAGGGCCACCCGCGGCGGCUUUUCUUGCCCAUGAUGCGGCAGGUUUUUUUUUUGCGACAGAACGGGGUAGCUUGGCGCUCGUGGUGCCGGCGCCCCCCCUGGAAAAAUGCGCCUUUUUCUGCGCCCCUGGGCGGGGCGCCCCCCCCAAAGGACUACCCACGACCAACCGAGGGCGCGGCCGUCCGGGAGGUUGUUUUCCCGAACCAGGGCGCGCGGGCCUGUUUCUGCGCCCCUGGGCGGGGCGCCCCCCCCAAAGGACUACCCCCGACCAUGCGAGGGGGGGCGCGGCCACCUUCCUGGAGCCUGUUCUCCGAACCAGGGCGCACAGACCUGUUUCUGCGCCCCUUGGCGGGGCCCCCCCAGCAGGACUACCCACGACCAAGUGAGGGGGGGGCGCGGCCUUCCUGGGGGCUGUUAGUUCGCUUCGCACUCCCGAAUCAGGCCGCGCGGACCUGUUUCUGCGCCCCUGGGCGGGGCGCCCCCCCCCCAAUGAAUAGGCAGCCAAUCUUUGGCCCCCGGGGUCGGGCCUGACUCUUGAAAAGCGGCCCCCGGGGUCGGGUGUUCCUUUUCCGAAGUCAGGUGGGGAGCAUGUUUUGAGUUGUGCAGGAGGUUUUUGCCGAUUCGGGUCGUGUUGGAUACCCCCGAACAGGGGUCGGAACAUACCCCGGAACACACCCCAGAACACACCCCGAAACACACCCCAGACCAUGCCCCGAAAGCCACUUUCCGACAGUCAGGUCCGGGGUCGGGCCAGACUCUCGAAAAGUGACCUCCGGGGCCGGGUGUCACUUUUGCCGAGUCAGGUGUGGGGUAUGUUUUGGGGGGUGCGUGAGGAAAUGGCCGAGUUAGGUCGUGUUUGAUACCCCGGAACAGGGGUCGGAACAUACCCCGGAACACCCCCCGAAAACUCAUUUUUGGGCAGUUGCUGCAGUUUAAAUAGUAAUUUCAUUUUUACUUCUGCAAAAAUUUUCAAUCGCAGUACUAAUUUCUAGUGCGAUAGUACAUCUUUUGCAAAUGCAUACCCUGCUGAAAAAGUCGACUACGCCUGGCAUCCCGAUGUGGCUUUAACUGCAGACGAGAUGGAGACUUUGGGAACAAAGCUCCAGACGGCCGUUAGCGCAAAUGCGGCCAACAUGACCACGCAAGUAACUGUACCUGAUCCCGCCGAUGCUGUAACAGGAACGGUCCUCGUUACAACGACCACCACAACCACUACCACACCAACACUGCUACCCAGGGGCUUUGACUUGAAAUUGAACCUUCCAGCAGGUGUCAACAACGUUGCGAAAGCGCUGGAAGAUCCCGUGCUACGAAGCAGCGUGGUUGCGGGUGUAUUGGAAUUUUUAAACGGGCAGCCGGGUGGGGUAACGCUGACAGCUGAUCAGAUCGCGAAUUUGCAAAUCAGGGAAAAGCCGGGGGUGUCGGGGGAGUUUGAAGUGCUUUUUGAUAUUGAAGUGGACCCUGCGGAUCUAUGCAGAGUGAAAGUUUUGUCGUGCUGGGGCGAGAGGUUCUGCAGUGUCGCAUGACAGAUCUGGUUUUUAUGUGUGAAUCUGCAUGACAAAUUUCCAAUUUUUGCUUCUGCAAAAAUUUUCAAUCGCAGUACUAAUUUCUAGUGCGAUACGACUUUUGCAAAUGCAUACCCUGCUGAAAAAGUCGACUACGCGUGGCAUCCCGAUGUGGCUUUAACCGCAGACGAGAUGGAGACUUUGGGAACAAAGCUCCAGACGGCCGUUAGCGCAAAUGCGGCCAACAUGACCACCCAGGUAACAGUACCUGAUCCCGCCGAUGCUGUAACAGGAACGGUCCUCGUUACAACGACCACCACAACCACUACCACUCCGACACUGCUACCCAGGGGCUUCGACUUGAAGUUGAACCUUCCAGCAGGUGUCAACAACGUUGCGAAAGCGCUGGAAGAUCCCGUGCUGAGGAGCAGUGUGGUUGCGGGUGUAUUGGAAUUUCUAAAUGGGCAGCCGGGUGGUGUAACGCUGACAGCUGAUCAGAUCGAGAAUUUGCAAAUCAGGGAAAAGCCGGGGGUGUCGGGGGAGUUUGAAGUGCUUUUUGAUAUUGAAGUGGACCCUGCGGAUCUAUGCAUUGCAAAAGUUUAUUUAUCGUGCUCAGGCGAGUAGAGGUUCUGCAGUGUCGCAUGACAGAUCUGAUUUUUAUGUGUGAAUCUGCAUGACAAAUUCCCAAUUUUUGCUUCUGCAAAAAUUUUCACACGCAGUACUAAUUUCUAGUGCGAUACGACUUUUGCAAAUGCAUACCCUGCUGAAAAAGUCGACUACGCGUGGCAUCCCGAUGUGGCUUUAACUGCAGACGAGAUGGAGACUUUGGGAACAAAGCUCCAGACGGCCGUUAGCGCAAAUGCGGCCAACAUGACCACGCAAGUAACUGUACCUGAUCCCGCCGAUGCUGUAACAGGAACGCUUAUUGUCACAACGACCACGUCCACAACCACCACGCCAACACUUCUACCGAGGGGCUUCGAUCUGAGCUUGAAUUUGGAUCUCCCAGGGGACGGCAGCACUGAUGUCGCGACUGCGCUGAGUGAUAUCAAAUGCAAAUAUGUCUGGGUCUGGAAGAUUCUGAGACUUGUCAUGCGCGUUUUGCAUAAGACACGAUGUCUGUGAUGCAUGCCCCAGCGCCACGGACUUUCUGAGGGCUUCUUGAUGCCUAUUCCGCAUCACAAAUUAUGCCCUCUCAGCGUAGCAAAAAUUGCAUUCGCUUUGCUGCUCAUGCGAUACAGACUUUUUUGGAGUCCAAAUGUAGCAUCACAAGUUGCAUUUUUCCAGACCCAGACAUAUGUGCAAUUCAUAAGUGACCCCGCACUACGAAGCAGCGUGGUUAUAUGGAACUGUCAGGAUCGAAAUUGACAAAAUCGAAAAACUUGUGAUGCAUAAAAUGCAUGACGCGAAAUACGUGUGUUGCAGAACAGGCAAGUGAGGCCGAUUGUGAGCCUGUUUGAGGUUAUAGCUCGAGCUGCUAGAGCAGCAUGAGAGAAUCAGUCUUCUUUGCCUAAACAGCAUUACAAACUGGAUUUAGGCACCACCAGAAUUUGUGAUGCGCCACUUAGAAACUGGGUUCGAACUGGAAUCCAUCUUAUGCAUGACAAAUCCUUUCGAUUUUGUCAAUUUCGAUUCUGACACUUCCAUAGGUUGCCGGUCUUGUGAAGUUUUUGAACGACCAGCCGGGAAUGGGUGGCGUCACCCUGACCGCUGACCAGAUCGUGAAUUUACAAAUCCGGCAAAAGGAGGGGGGAGAAUCGGGGCAAUUCGAAGUGCAUUUUGAUGUCGAAAUUGAUCCGGCGCAUGUAUGCAGUGCAAAAGCUUUUUUUUACUACAACUCGGAUGUUGACGAGUUCUGCGCUGUUGCAUGUAGACGCGAUCUACCUUGCUUUCUUACUGGAAAAAUCUGCAUGAUUUUAUUCUGUUCUUGUUCCGUAAAACUAAAAACAACUUUGCAAAUUGCACUUUAAGUGCAACUCUCAUCAACUCGUGAGAAAGCCCGUGAUGUGAAAGAAGUGCUUUUGGACCACUGCACACCAUGCUGAUUCAAUCAACUCCGCCUGGGAUCCCGCCUCGGACUUGCCAGAAACCGCGAUGCAAAAUUUGGGAGAAAAGCUGCAAACGGCCGUUAGCGACAAUGCGGCUAAUAUGAGCACUAACAUCACGGUGCCCAGCACAGCUGUAGGCGGAACGGUCUAUGCAUUGCAAAAGUAUCGUACUCGUGUAAAUGCAUUGCAAAUUUCCUCAGCGUGAGAAAUAAAAUUUGUAAUGCGGAUUUCGAUUUACCUUAGGAAAAAGAUUUGUAAUGCAAGUCUUUAUACGAAUGCGAUACUUUUGCACAGGAUACGGUCAUCGUGACAACGACGACCACUACCACCACCACACCAACACUGCUACCAAGGGGCUUUGACUUAACACUGCAGGUGCCAGCGGACUCCUCCGACGCCGAGAUCGACGAUGCGCUGCGAACAUUGCCGCUACGCGACGCGAUAAGGACGGCAGUGGUGCAGUUUUUUGUAUGAAAGAGGCCAGUGAAAAGAGUGACUCGAUCUGCUGGUGACAAGGCCCUUCUUGUGCAAAGAGGUUGUUUAAAUUUGCCACGCAGCUUCAAGUUCAAUCAUCUGUAUAAAGAAAAAUUGCCUCGACGAAGAAGAUUCAUGAAAAGUCAAUGAAUAGUCUUUUUGCAGUUGAUGUUUUAUUCGUCCAAGCUUAGGUUGUAGAGGACCUCCAUGCAGUAGAUCGAUACAUUUUUUUAGAAAAUGCAUAGUCUGAAAAUAAAUUGAACGACGUGACUCUGACGGAGGAGGAGAUAGAAAAUUUGCAAAUCACCAAAAAGCUCGACGCCAGCACCCCUCCCACGGUGGAGGUGGAAGUGACUUUUGCGGUCCGCAUUGACCCCGCGCAUGCGAGUGCAGUAAACGAGGCUUGGGAUCCGGACGCUGUUUUGGGGGGCGAGGCGCUGGAAACGUUAGUCGAGGCAGUGAGAACCGCGUUUAAUGCCAUGGAGGAGGAUCCUAUUACCGGUCCUAGUAUAAUCACGCUGCCCGAUAUGGAAGCGUCAGAAUCGAGAUUCGCAAAAUCGAAAAACUUGUGAUGCACAAAACCGAUGCCAGUUGGGGCCUCAGUUUGCAAGCGGCGCAAGACAAAUUGCGGGAGCACCCAAAUCCAGUCUGUGAUGCUGUUUGGACAAAGAAGAGUGCUCCUGUCAUGCUACUCUGGCAGCACAUUGCAUACCCCUAAACAGGCUUGAAGUCGGUCUCUCUUGCCUGCUCCCCAAUACAGGCCUGCAGUGCCCUACAUUUUGCGCAUCACAAAUUUUUCGAUUUUGUUGAUUUCGAUCCUGACAGAUCCAUACCCGAGGCAGGUGCUGGUACAACAGUGGUACAGCCAGUGAUUGUGACCACGACCACAAUAUGCCUUGCAAAUACGUCUAGGUCUGGAAGUAUGCAACUUGUGAUGCUGCAUUUGGAUUCUACAAAAAUCUGUAUUGCAUGAAAAGCAAAAGAGGUCCAGUUUUUGCCACGGCGAGAGGGCAUUUCUGAUGCGGUAUAAGCAUCAGGAAGCCCUCACAAAAUCUGUGAUGCUAGGGCCUGCAUCACAGACAUCAGGAGUCAUGCAAAAUGUAAAUGACAAACCUUGCAUCCUUGCAGACCCAGCCAUAUUUGCAUUUGAUACACAACUACCACUACCACGACCACCACCACGACCCACCCGUUACUACCCCGGGGUUUUGA
Molecule: messenger RNA, 7459 nt
Organism: Amoebophrya sp. A120
Lineage: Eukaryota; Dinophyceae; Syndiniales; Amoebophryaceae
Source: the annotation of a GenBank genome assembly